AUGACUCUCCCAUCAAUUAUUUCAAAAGAUCCUCUAGCCCCAAUUUCUAGAAAGUCAAAGACAAGUGGAGGUGGCAACACAAAAGUAUUACAAGCUUUUGAUGAUUCAAAUGGUGGAAGUGGUGGUGGUGGAAGUGACACAGGUUCUGGAUCAAGAAGAAAGAUACAAGGACAUCAAAAACCUGCUUCAGCUCCAAGAUUACUUUCAGGACCACAGAGUAACAAUUAUAAUCCAUAUGCAGGUCAAAUGAACACUGGAUCAUAUACUUUUAAUCCAUAA
Heterostelium album PN500 is the source of this 279-nucleotide messenger RNA. RefSeq lists its product as uncharacterized. The record is from RefSeq and is a predicted model, not a curated record. The transcript has 4 exons. Bases 1 to 279 code for a protein of 92 amino acids. Lineage: Eukaryota; Evosea; Eumycetozoa; Acytosteliales; Acytosteliaceae.